Messenger RNA from Staurois parvus, 490 nucleotides. NCBI's taxonomy places the organism in Eukaryota, Metazoa, Chordata, Amphibia, Anura, Ranidae. The record is from the annotation of a GenBank genome assembly.
UGCCCGCAGUCUCUGGUCAUCUCCUGUACUAUGCCCGCAGUCUCUGGCCAUUUCCUGUACUAUGCCCGCAGUCUCUGGCCAUCUCCUGUACUAUGCCCGCAGUCUCUGGCCAUCUCCUGUACUAUGCCCGCAGUCUCUGGCCAUCUCCUGUACUAUGCCUGCAGUCUCUGGUCAUCUCCUGUACUAUGUCCGCAGUCUCUGGUCAUCUCCUGUACUAUGUCCGCAGUCUCUGGUCAUCUCCUGUACUAUGUCUGCAGUCUCUGGUCAUCUCCUGUACUAUGUCUGCAGUCUCUGGCCAUCUCCUGUAUAUGUCCGCAGUCUCUGGUCAUCUCCUGUACUAUGUCUGCAGUCUCUGGUCAUCUCCUGUACUAUGUCCGCAGUCUCUGGUCAUCUCCUGUAAUGUGUCCGCAGUCUCUGGUCAUCUCCUGUACUAUGUACACAGUCUCUGGUCAUCUCCUGUAGUAUGUUCAGUCUCUGGUCAUCUCCUGUA